Capsella rubella is the source of this 1877-nucleotide messenger RNA. Its product is annotated as probable serine/threonine-protein kinase PBL16. Gene Ontology annotation, biological process: protein phosphorylation. Lineage: Eukaryota; Viridiplantae; Streptophyta; Magnoliopsida; Brassicales; Brassicaceae. Gene Ontology annotation, molecular function: ATP binding; protein kinase activity. The coding region runs from base 476 to 1690 and encodes 404 amino acids. The record is from RefSeq and is a predicted model, not a curated record. The transcript has 6 exons.
AGUUUCUGUUUUGAUUUGUCAGUGGAAAAAGAGAAAGAAAGAGAGAGAGAGAGAGAGAGAGAGAGUAGGGUCCAUCUCCGCCAUAGCCAAAGACCUCUUUCUCUCCCACCUCAUACCUCUCCCUCAUACCCAUCAUUGCCCCCGACGAAUCUCUCCUCUCUCUCUCUCUCUCUCUCUAAUAGGAGAAAACAAAACCAUUUCCUUAGUCUCUGUGUCUCUCUCUUUCAUCAUCUCUUUUAAGUCUUUACCUUUUGGUGGUUCUUGGGAAGAAAAGAGAAAGAAAGAAACCCCAAGAAAAAGAAAAACUCCUAACAAGAAGAGAAAUUGAGAGCUGGUGUUUUCUUUAAUGGGCAUGAAUUCGUAACUUACAUAAUAAAGUUUGUUUCAUUUUUUCAUUUUUACAAUAUAUAUAUAUAUAUAUAGUAAUCUAUCUAUAUUUGUUCUAUCUCUCUGCGUGUGUUGGUUUGGGAAUAUAAUGGGUAACUGUUGGUGUAGCUUUGAGCCCUUAAACCACAGAGUCUCUGCUAACGCUAAAUCAGAGUCACCAAAAGAACAGAGUCCAACAGUAGAAGAUAAAUAUAUUAAGGAAGCUCAAAAGCUGCCAUCAAACCCAAAAGAAGUUGAGGAUCUAAGGCGUGACUCAGCAACUAAUCCUCUUAUAGCUUUCACAUACGAUGAGCUUAAGAACAUUACAGGUAAUUUCAGACAAGACAGAGUUCUUGGUGGUGGUGGUUUCGGAAGUGUUUACAAAGGUUUCAUAAAAGAGGAUUUGGGUGAUCAAGAUGUUCCUCAACCACUUCCUGUUGCCGUUAAAGUGCACGACGGAGAUAAUAGCUUUCAGGGUCACAGAGAAUGGCUGGCAGAGGUGAUAUUCUUGGGGCAGCUUUCACAUCCAAACUUAGUGAAAUUGAUUGGUUAUUGCUGUGAGGAUACUCACAGGGUGCUAAUUUACGAGUACAUGGCUCGUGGUAGCGUGGAGAAUAAUCUUUUCUCAAGAGUGUUACUUCCUCUGUCAUGGGCAAUUAGAAUGAAGAUUGCUUUUGGAGCAGCAAAAGGACUUGCCUUUCUACACGAAGCAAAGAAACCCGUCAUUUAUCGCGAUUUCAAAACCUCCAACAUUCUUCUAGAUAUGGAAUACAAUGCCAAAUUAUCUGACUUUGGACUUGCUAAAGACGGUCCUGUAGGAGAUAAAUCACAUGUUUCCACUCGCAUAAUGGGUACUUAUGGUUAUGCAGCUCCUGAAUACAUCAUGACAGGUCAUUUGACACCGGGAAGUGAUGUAUAUAGCUUCGGUGUAGUUCUGUUAGAGCUUCUAACAGGAAGAAAAUCAUUAGACAAGUCACGGCCUACUCGUGAGCAAAACCUCAUAGAUUGGGCUCUUCCAUUGUUGAAGGAGAAGAAGAAAGUCUUGAACAUAGUAGACCCAAGAAUGAACUGUGAAUACCCGGUAAAAGCGGUUCAAAAGGCUGCAAUGCUAGCUUACCAUUGCCUUAACAGAAACCCGAAGGCUCGACCUUUGAUGCGGGACAUUGUAGAUUCUUUGGAGCCUCUUCAGGCCACAGAAGAAGAGGCCUUACUCGUCCCAACUGUUCAGAAAGCAGUAAUUACCAUUAUCGACGAAAUGCCUAAGAAUGGAUUGAAGAAACUUGAAGAACCGAAGAAGGUUGAAGUGGUGAAGAAUGUUAUUUAAGAUGAUGCUAAUUCAUAUUGUAAUUGAUCACUUGGUUUUUUUUUUCUUUUUCUUUUUCCCUUAAUAUACAAUUUGAAAAGUGGAAAGUAGAUUGUGUUAUGUGUAUUUUGUUGACUAAAUACAGAUUAAGAGAGAUACAAAGGUUUGUGAAUUUUCUUCUUCUAGUGAAAUACAGAGUUUUUGAACC